CGCAAUUUCUACAGCGAACAAACGAUUAAUUGGCCGCAAGCUGAAUAGUUCUUUAAAUAUUUGAGCGCUUAAAAACUGUGAAUUUCUAAAUUUUGGAUUUUCAACUUGAAAGUUUUUCUUGUAAUUAAUGUGCUGAUAACAAUUGACUAAACACUUCAAAUAAAGUACUGGUGCAGUUGAAGUAGAAGUCGAUAAGUGUUUGCUUUUGAUGCGCAAAGGCAAUAGCGAAACCAAUUUGUGUCUAAUUCGCUAGAAAGUCACAAAUUUGGAAAAAGGCAACAAGGCAUUUUUUUAUUGCAUUUUCACUGAAGUGCGUAUGUGUUGUUUUUCGCGAUUUGUUUUUCCCCCAUCACUUGUCAAAAAGUAAGAAAAUAAAACUUUGUUAAGAAAAAAUUCUUGUAAAAAAAACUUAGAAAAAAAAACAAAAGUGAGCUUCAAAACUUGCCAAAAAUUAUUUUCCAUUUCGCACUGACAUUUGAAAAUUACAUUCUUCAGCAUAAAAACUGCAUACAUUGCGAAAAUCCAAUUGGGAAAAUUCCUGUUUUACCCCUUGCUGUGUGAAACGUUAACUUUAUGAAUACUAUUGAAAGAAUUGUGCAAAAGAAAAGGGGAAAAAUAACUGAACAGACUGAUUAAUAUAUAAAAAAAGAACUCGAGUGUCUUUGCGAUUGCUUUGAACGAAAAAUUGCAGUAAAUCGGCAAAAAUCGUUAUUUAAAUGUGUAUAUAGUGCUUACACUUAAAAACUUUUGUAAAAAAUAGACAAAUCGAAUAAUAAAUCACUUCGCUUACAAGUCUCUUAGCCAGUAGCCAACUAAUUGGUAUACUGGGGUACAUUGAAUGAUAAAAUAUACAAAACUGAUUUUCCAAUAAAUUUUGGAGAAUAAUUCUUCGGCCGCAGGAAGAGAAGCUAUAGCGCUGGAUUCCUAAUACGCCCAUUGUGAAGCCCUAAAGGUUUUGGAGCUUGUGAGGUUACGAAGACCAUUGCAGCUUUUGCAAACUCCACCUUUAAGCGCAUACUAUUAUUAUAAAUUAACUGUUUUCUAAGCACCUGCUGGAAAAGUACAAGUCCAUCCAUACGAGUGUUGUUGUAUACUUGAGUGAGUGAGUGAAAGUUGUUUGCCGUUGAAAUUGUGUGACAUCAGAACAUAACUGCAUACUACAUACAUAUAUUUAUCCAAUACGAAAUAUUAUACGUAAAUAAGUAAACCAUAACCACUAUAAUUUAACGUACUGAACUCAGGCGAAUUUAAGAAAGUAAAAGAAGAAAAGAAAAGAAAAACUAAUAUUAAACAAGAUGGAUGUUGAAACCGCCCAACAAAACGGUAAUGUGGACUCACGUGAAAGUUCCGUUGAACGUGAGCUCAACGAUGAAGUGCAGGCUGUGGAGCUGAAUGGCUCAUCGGACUCGGCGAAGAGUUUGAAUGGGCUCAUGAAGAAGCCGCUCCCCGUUGGCGAUGGACAUGAUCGCAUCAAACGCAAAGCCAAACGUCUAAUACACAGACAAAAUAGUCGUGGCGAGACGAAUGGUGCGGCCAGUGCAGCGCUUGCUGCUGCACUCAAUAACACCACGGGCAGUUAUGUGGUGCCACAUCGUCGCUGGAAGAAUAGUCGUCGUUCACGCAACGGCCAUGGACGUGGUUUGCCAAAGAAGGGUGGUGCCGGCGGUAAGGGUGUUUGGGGUUUGCCCGGUUCGGAAGCACUCGAAGAAGUGUACGAGGAUGAGAAUGAUCCCAACUAUGAUAGUGAAUGUAAUGAUAAGAACAUCGAAUUGCGUGAAGUUAUUCCGGAGGUGACACCGGAAGAAUUCUUCAAAAUGGCUGAACCAAUUGUAUUGGAGUAUUAUGAGCACGGCGAUACCCAUGAGGUGGCUGUGAGCUUUGACGAGAUACUUACCGGUCCGCUGCGACCAUAUGUGACAAGCGUUGUGGUUGAGAUCUCAAUGGAUCAUAAGGAUUCGCAGCGUGAAAUGACAUCGGUAUUGAUAUCCGAUUUGUAUGGACGUGUCAUAACCGGCAAGGAUAUCGAGAAAGGUUUUGAAAUUUUACUAGAUAAUUUGCCAGACUUGACGUUGGACACACCGGACGCGCCUACUAUAUUAGGCAAUUUCCUUGCACGUGCCGUCGCCGAUGACUGCCUCCCACCCAAAUUCGUCACAAAGCCGACUGAUCUCGAUGCACAAAGUCAACACGCUGCGGCUGCUAUACGCCGUGCUGACACCCUACUGCACAUGAAACAGGGUUGGGCACAUUUGGACAAUGUCUGGGGCAUGGGUGGGCCAUUGCGACCAGUCAAGACCAUCACCAAGGAGAUGACUUUGCUUUUGAAAGAGUAUUUGUCGUCACGCGACAUACAAGAGGCACAUCGUUGUCUACGCGCACUCGAAGUACCACAUUUCCAUCAUGAAUUGGUGUAUGAAGCCAUUGUCAUGACACUCGAAUCCCUUAGCCAGACCACCGAGGAGGCCAUGUGUGAGCUCCUAAAGUCGUUGGAUGAGGCAUGCUUGGUAUUGCCAGCCGGUGUAGAGCAGGGUUUCCUGCGCGUAUUCGACGAUAUGGCUGACAUUGUUUUGGAUGUGCCACUUGCAUAUAUAAUAUUGGAUCGCUUUGUAGAGCGUUGCAAUCGUGCUGGUUUUAUAACCGACAAGAUUUUAAGUAAUAUGCCCUCUAGAGGACGUAAACGUUUUGUCUCCGAAGGAGACGGUGGCCAUAUUAAGCCACAAACUAUUCCAAUUCGUGACUAAAAAGAAACAAAUAAAUUAAUUACAUAUUAAACGCAAAUACAAAAACAUCAAACCACAACAACAAAACAACAACAACAAGCACUUUUUAACCACAAAAUAACUGCAUUCUUUCUACAAAAACAACAACAACUGACAAAUGAAAAACCACAAAAACUUUAAUCAACGGCAACAAAACAGAAAAACAAAAAUGAAAAAAAUAGUAUUAUCAACAACUCUAAAAAUAAAUAAAACAACAAGAACAAAAGCAAAAAAUAAAAUAAAUAAAUAAAUAUGGCACCGAUUUUAAAAAAUGAGAUGAUGAAAUGCAGAAAAAAGCCUGAAGUGUGAAUAUUUUUAAAGCAACAACAACAAGUGUAUAACAAAAUAUAGCAAAGCAGCAAUGGAGAAGGACGUAGGGACGGGAUAGUAGAAACUCAUACCCUUGGAAAUGCAAAUUGAGAAAAAAAACUAAACUAAAAAUCAACAACAACAACAAUUAAAUGUUUUUUGACACCUUCCAUUUCCAAAUGUUCCAACGAUGUGUUGUAGCUGUUGUACACAAAAAAUAUAUGUAACUACUACUAUGUUUUGUUGUAGUUGUUGGAGCAAAAGAGAAUAGCAAAUAAUCACAACAACAAUAUAUAUACCACGAAGGAAGCACUUACUCUCUGCAUCAUCAUACAUUCAUACAUCCAACAGACCGACCAACCGACAUGAGUCCAUCAAUCACUCUUCUUGGAAUUACUUUAAGGCAUGUUUUUAUGUAAACUGCUUUUUUUUUACUUGACACACCGAAUGUAAUUUUAAGUUUUCAUGCUAUGAUUUGAAUUCUCGCAAAAUUUACUGUAUGUACGUUUGCUGAAGUUUGAGUAAAUCAUUUAAUUGCUGUAUAAUUUUUUAAUUUGUAAAAAUUUUUGUACAAAUCAACAACAACAACAGAAACAACCGUAAACUUUAUAAAUAUUAUGAGUAGAAAUUUGAUGAAAGAGAAAAAUUGAAAUUUUUGUAAUUUGCGCAUUAAUAAAAAUCGUAAAAGAGAUGAGUAUAGCAAAAAAAAUUUAGUAUUUUUUGGAAUCUUUCUCCUUGUCCUUCGUAUAUGUUUGAAACAAUGCAGUUGAUAAUUUGCGUUUUGCAAACACGCGCAAGCCACAAAUAAGCAGAAAAAAACCCAACAAAAUUUUUUUAAAUUGGUUUAAAAAACAACAAAAAAUUGUUAAAAAACCAAUAAAAAUUAAAAAAAAAAUCUUAAAUUCAUUUGUGGCGAAAAUAAAUUGUGCAAACACAUGCUGAAAGUAAAAAAAAAUUAAAAUUAUCGCAAGAAAUUGAAACAAAAGCGAAAUUGGUUUCUAAAAAAGCGCGAAAAAAGUACUAUAUUUUGGAGAGAAAGUGCAAAAUGCAUGCGCACAAAGUCACAAAGAGCGAAGAGCGUUUGCUCAGCUAUUUAUAUGUAAGCUGCAUUUUUUGUAGAAGAGAAGCCAUUUUAUUGCGUACACAAUAACAGAUACAAAUUUACAAUUAUUGUAGUAACGUAUUGGACAUGCGAAAACAUAAUUACACUUAAAAGCAAAGAGUUUGCAUAAUUUCAAUGCUACUCAAUUUUAAUAUAAAAAAAGAAAUCAAUUGUAUUUGUAUUAAUGGUGUAAGAAGAAGAUUUUCUCAUAAAUUGUAUUUUUAAUAAACAAAGCUAAAUUACUUAUAAAAAAUGCGUUGAAAAAACAACAGCAAAACAAAUUUAUAGCAUGCGCGCAUAUUUCGUGAGCAUAACAAAGAGUGUUUUUUGUUUGUUAAAUGCUGCCUACUUUUAGGCGGUAAAAUUAAUUUGAAAGUUGUCUUAAAUUGUAAAAUGUAUUAUUAACAUUUAAUAUUUAUUUUUUUUUGAUUAAUUUAUUUUAUAAUUUUCAACAUAAAGUAGAUAUUUUUUAUAUUUUGAAACAAAAAAAAUUAAAUUUAAAUUAUUUUUUUUUAUUAAAACUCUUUGUUAUGCCAAUAUGAAUACAGUUUUAUGCAAAAUACAAACAGCAGAAAUACAAAAACAAUUCAUGUGCGCAGUUGUGCAUUUCAAAUUUCAAUAAUUCGCAAAGAAAUUUUGAAAAAAUGCGAAAUUUCCUUACAUACACUUAUAAAAAAAAGCGAAAA
Messenger RNA from Zeugodacus cucurbitae (melon fly), 4856 nucleotides. It is a transcript of the gene Pdcd4, whose product is annotated as programmed cell death protein 4. Gene Ontology annotation, biological process: negative regulation of DNA-templated transcription. Gene Ontology annotation, cellular component: cytosol; nucleus. NCBI's taxonomy places the organism in Eukaryota, Metazoa, Arthropoda, Insecta, Diptera, Tephritidae. Bases 1296 to 2741 code for a protein of 481 amino acids. The record is from RefSeq and is a predicted model, not a curated record. The transcript has 5 exons.